CAGGAACACAGGCAGCGAGAUAUUCCUGACUCCUUUCCCUCAUUCCAACACGGGUUUUAUGAUGCUGCUUCCGCGGCAGUUUAUUGCCGAGUAUGCGCGUCAACCGGAGGCCAUCGUCUCGUUCAAUAAAUACGUGCGGGACGUAAUGCAUCCAAAAUACAGUUUGUUCGGGGCCAACAUCCUUGAUAACAACCUCCAAAAGCCUAUUGUAUAUAGGGAGCUCUAUCAGAAGCUUGGUAAUAAGAUAGAGAUGAUGAGCACUGAGCUGGUCGGCGCCCUAAAUGAUGUCCUGCUUCCGCAACUUGACGAGAACGGAUACCUAGAUGCCACCGUUCAUUACGCAGUCAAUAUGUUCUCGCGGGCGGUGUACAUACGUUUUAUCCCGCGUUUCCUAAGGCCUCUGCUAGCUCCGCUGGUCCGCCGCUCACUUUCGCGAGACCGUAAAAUUGUGGCUAAACAUGCGGUGCCCAUUAUCAAAGAACGCAUGCGGAUCCUUGAAACCGCUGAGGGGAAGGGUAUCGAGGCCGACCUGCCGAAUGACCUCCUGAGCCAAGCCAUUGUAGCAGCUCGCAGGGAAAAACACUCAUAUAUAGAGUAUGACCCGAUGCAGAUUGUUAGUCGGCUCUUGGCCUUCAACUUCCUGCAGUCAUACUCUAACACCCUCAUAAUGACCAAUUGUAUCUAUGAUCUGAUCUCUCUUCCUAAAGGGGUUUUUGAGGAGACUGUCGCAGACCUCUGCGAAGAAAUCAACAGGGAACUCGCAAAAGGCGACCCAUGGUCUUAUGACUAUAUCAAGAGGCUGGACGUCAUGGAUUCUUUCAUCAGAAAGAGUCUUCGCGCAAAUCCCAUCGGCGAGGUUGGCCUCGAGCGAACAAUUAUGAGCAAGGAGGGCUUCACCUUUUCCAACGGUUUGCAUGUCCCUCAAGGCACCACCCUUGCGGCUCCGCUCAAAGCUAUCCAGAGGGAUAAAGACAACUACCCUAGCGGCUUUGACCCCAAGCGCUCCCUCCGGGAUCCAGCAAAGCCCAAGAUAACGACAAGCUCCCCAGAGUUCCUCAACUUCGGUCUCGGACAUCCUGCCUGUCCUGGGCGAUGGUUCGCUGCUAGCCUUCAAAAGCUUGCCUUUUCGCAUCUUCUCCUUGAAUAUGACUUCGUUCGAGUGGAUCAGCGACCUCCGGGAGUCCGGAAAGUGACUUUAGUUGAACCCUGCGGCAGAUCCCUGAUCACCCUAAGAAAACGCAAGGCUACUUAG
Molecule: messenger RNA, 1252 nt
Organism: Blastomyces dermatitidis ER-3
Lineage: Eukaryota; Fungi; Ascomycota; Eurotiomycetes; Onygenales; Ajellomycetaceae
Product: cytochrome P450 monooxygenase
Exons: 4
Coding region: 59-1252 (397 amino acids)
Molecular function (GO): oxidoreductase activity, acting on paired donors, with incorporation or reduction of molecular oxygen; heme binding; monooxygenase activity
Source: RefSeq, a predicted model, not a curated record